AUGCUUUUCGUGGAACCAGGCCUGGUCCGCGUACAGACUACGCCGUUUCGCCUGUUGCUAUCCCCAAUUGCUCUGCGUCGAGUACCGAACAAAGACAUCAUCGCGCCCUGCUAUCCAUCCGUCACUCCCGAAUGUCCUGCAGCCAAGCCUCGAGUCUUGCUUUCGCGUCUACAUGCCGCCGCUAAUUAUGGCGUGGCGUGGGCCCCCGGUACAGAUCCUUGGUUUGCUUCUUCCUUAGCUUCCCCCCCCGGCCAGCAAGGUCCGCCGAACAGACAGGUACCAUUGCUAUCUACAGCAGUGGCAGUGCUUUUGUGUUUUCGGGACUUUUGUUCUUCAUCGCCGUUGUUGGGUUGCAUGUGCUCUAUUGUUUGGCAGAGAUUGUGUCUUGGUGUCCAGCUUCAAUGCCCUGCUAUGACAUCCUCCAACAUGCGUCGUUCUAUUUCGCUUGAAAUGCAUGCAGCCGAUAGCGAGACCUUAAGCCAAUCCAAUAAAGCACGAUGCCGCGUUUGCUUUCCCUGA
Molecule: messenger RNA, 519 nt
Organism: Bipolaris victoriae FI3
Lineage: Eukaryota; Fungi; Ascomycota; Dothideomycetes; Pleosporales; Pleosporaceae
Exons: 2
Coding region: 1-519 (172 amino acids)
Source: RefSeq, a predicted model, not a curated record